GAUGGAUUCAUACUCAGUUUUCACAGUGACGUUCUUCGAUCGUACGAACAUAAUACAACAGAUAUAAUAUCAUUUUCGAAUUUACGAUGGUACUUGCGGAAUUAAUCGGGGUCUUCAUUUUUGCCUUGAGCAUCUUGUAUGUUUAUUAUAAAUUUGUGAUAUUUAAUUUCUGGCACAAGAGAGGUGUUUUUUAUAUUAAACCCGUUGUACCCGUCGGAAAUUUAACAGAUCUUCUAAUUGGAAAGGUGUCAGUAGGCGAAUUCUUCAAGAAUGCUUAUAUGAAAUAUAAGGAUCAUCGCGCUUUUGGAAUGUAUACGUUAUUUAAACCAAAUUUAAUAGUCGCCGAUCCCGAUCUUAUUCGAACGGUAUUGACAAAGGAAUUCGGGAGUUUCCAUGAUCGUGGAAUGUACUUCAACGAAAAAGUUGACCCGUUGUCCGCCCAUUUGUUUCUUAUGCCCGGAAAAAAAUGGCGAAAUUUACGCGUCAAAUUGACACCAACUUUUACUUCAGGAAAAAUGAAACAGAUGUUUCCGAUUAUGAAAGAAUAUAGCGAAAAACUUGCAAAGUGUUUAAAUGAAAAAGCACAAAUGAGAGAUUCCAUUGAAAUGAAAGACAUGCUUGCAAGAUAUUCGACGGAUGUGAUCAUGUCAACAGCUUUUGGUAUCGAAUCUAAUUGCAUUGAGGAUCCUAAUAACAAGUAUCGAGGCUACCAAAAAAAGAUUUUAGAGAUACAUCCAAUUUGGAUUGCCUUAUCUAUGUUUGCACCGAAAGUUAUGGAUUUUUUUUGCAUCCCCUUCACGGACCAAAGCGUCACCAGUUUCUAUACAAAUAUGUUUCGAGAGACUGUAGAAUAUAGGCAAUCUCAUAAUAUCGUUAGAUAUGACUUCGUGAAUCUGCUUUUACAACUAAUGAAGAGGGACUAUGUUGAUCCUGAUGAUGACAAGAAGAUCACCAACGUAUCAUCAACUGUGAAUAAACUUACCCUGACAGAAGCGACUGCGCAAAGUUACGUCUUCUUCGUAGCUGGCUUCGAAACCUCCUCAACAACGGCAACGUAUGCUCUGUAUGAAUUAGCUCAACAUCAAGAUAUUCAAGACAAAGUUCGCAAGGAAAUCGACGAAGUAUUGCAAAAGCAUGGUGAACUGACCUACGACGCUGUGUGCGACAUGACAUAUCUUCAUAAAGUAGUAAAUGAGACUUUGAGAAAAUAUCCACCUCUUCCUGUCUUGAAUCGCGUUUGUACCAAAGAAAUAACAUUACCUACAACAAACAUUCGUGUGCCAGAAGGAACAUUAAUAACUAUACCGAUAUUUGGCUUACAUCGAGAUCCGUCGAUAUACCCGAAUCCAGAUAAAUUUGACCCCGAACGAUUCAACGCAGACGAAAUAGAAGCAAGGCAUUCCUACGCUUAUUUGCCAUUCGGAGAAGGCCCACGAAACUGUAUUGGUUCGCGAUUUGGCUAUGCGCAAACAAAGGUUGGACUCGUGAGUCUUUUGUCGAGAUAUAUAAUUAAGCUUCACCCCCGGACUCCGGUCCCACUUAUCUUCAGCGAAAGUAGUCUCAUUCUCACAGCGAAAAGUGGUGUGCACUUUAUUAUUGAACCACGAAAAAUGCUGUUUAGUACACAUUUGUCAUCAUAUUUCAGAUUUACGAUGGUACUUGCGGAAUUAAUUGGGGUCUCCAUCUUUGCCUUGAGCAUCUUGUAUAUUUAUUAUAAAUUUGUGAUAUUUAAUUUCUGGCACAAGAGAGGUGUUUUUUAUGUUAAACCCGUUGUACCCACCGGUAAUUUAACAGAUCUUGUAACUGGAAAAAUGUCAGCAGGCCAACUCUUUCAGAAUGCUUACAUAAAAUAUAAGGAUCAUCGCGCUUUUGGAAUGUAUACAUUAUUUAAACCAAAUUUGGUUAUCGCCGAUCCUGAUCUUAUUCGAACGGUAUUGACAAAGGAAUUCGGGAGUUUUCAUGAUCGUGGACUGUACUUCAACGAAAAAGUUGACCCGUUGUCCGGCAAUUUGGUUCUUUUACCUGGAAAAAAAUGGCGAAAUUUACGUGUCAAAUUGACAUCAACUUUUUCUUCAGGAAAAAUAAAACAGAUGUUCCCGAUUAUGAAAGUAUAUAGCGAAAAACUUGCAAUGUAUCUAAAAGAAAAAGCACAAAUGAGAGAUUCCAUUGAGAUGAAAGACAUGUUGCAAAGAUAUUCAACGGAUGUGAUCAUGUCAACAGCUCUUGGUGUCGAAUCUGAUUGCAUUGAGGAUCCCAAUAAUAUAUACCAAAUCUACCAAAAGAAGAUUGUAGAGGUAAAUCCGAUUUGGGUUGCUUUGUCAAUGUUUGCGCCGGGAAUUAUGGAUUUCUUUUCCAUCCCUGCUACGGACCGAUACGUCACAAACUUCUAUUUGAAUAUUUUUCGAGAGACUGUAGAAUAUAGGCAAUCUCAUAAUAUCGUUAAACAUGAUUUCGUGAAUCUGCUCAUACAACUAAUGAAGAGGAACUAUGUUGAUCCUGAUGACAAGAAGACUACAAACGUGUCAUCGACUGUUAAUAAACUUACCAUGACAGAAGCGGCUGCGACAAGUUAUGGUUUGUUCCUAGGGGGUUUCGAAACCUCCGCAACAACGGCGACAUUUGCUUUGUAUGAGUUAGCUCAACAUCAAGAUAUUCAAGACAAAGUUUGCAAGGAAAUCGACAAAGUAUUGGAAAAGCAUGGUGAACUGACCUACGACGCUGUCAGCGAAAUGACAUAUCUUCAUAAAGUAAUAAAUGAGACAAUGAGAAAAUAUCCACCUAUUCCUCUCGUGAAUCGCAUUUGUACCAAAGAAAUUAACUUACCGACAACGAACAUUCAUGUGCCAAAAGGAACAUUAAUAACUAUACCGAUAAUUGGCUUACAUCGAGAUCCGUCGAUAUACCCGAAUCCAGAUAAAUUUGACCCUGAACGAUUCAACGCAGACGAAAUAGAAGCAAGGCAUUCCUAUGCUUAUUUGCCAUUCGGAGAAGGCCCGCGAAACUGUAUCGGUUCGCGAUUUGGCUAUAUGCAAAUAAAGGCUGGACUCGUAAGUCUUCUGUCGAGAUAUACAUUUAAACUUCAUCCCCAGACUCCAGUCCCACUUAUUUUCAGCGAAAAAGGUUUCACUCUCAUAGCGAAAACUGGUGUGUACCUUAUUAUUGAGCCACGAAAAUAAUUGUGACCUUAUAAGACAGAUAUCAGCAAUGAAAAAUAUUAUAGGACAAAUCCACUUUAUGUAUCAAUUCUUUUGUUCUUAUUGUACCUAAUUGUUUCUGUAUACUAUAUAUUAUUAUACUCUUACGUUACGCUUUAUUAUUACAUAUAAUA
Trachymyrmex cornetzi is the source of this 3328-nucleotide messenger RNA. RefSeq lists its product as uncharacterized. The coding region runs from base 87 to 3176 and encodes 1029 amino acids. The record is from RefSeq and is a predicted model, not a curated record. The transcript has 14 exons. Lineage: Eukaryota; Metazoa; Arthropoda; Insecta; Hymenoptera; Formicidae. Gene Ontology annotation, molecular function: monooxygenase activity; iron ion binding; oxidoreductase activity, acting on paired donors, with incorporation or reduction of molecular oxygen.